Molecule: messenger RNA, 1305 nt
Organism: Tricharina praecox
Lineage: Eukaryota; Fungi; Ascomycota; Pezizomycetes; Pezizales; Pyronemataceae
Exons: 3
Coding region: 133-891 (252 amino acids)
Source: RefSeq, a predicted model, not a curated record
CCACCCACCAAUGACUACAAGAAGGCGACAACUGACAACUACCGGAAACCAGUCGGACUGUAAACAUAUGCUCUUCCCAUUUCAUCACCGUACACUGUAACACCGACGACACAGUACCAACUUAUCAUCAUCAUGGUUUCGAACUCACGCGCCUUCUACAUCCUGAAUGCUCUGCGACUCCUCAGCAUUAUCGCCCUCCUUCUUUCGCUCACCACAAGUGUUGCUAGCAUAGUCUUGAGCAUCACAACCGGAAAAUUCCAUUUCUCCACCUUCAUCCUCCUCCUCUUCCCGACCCCCCUCCUCCUGUUCCUCUUCUUCUCCGAAAUCUCGCUAUUCCCCAAUUACUUCGAGUACUCCUGGCCGCUGUUCGCGCGCGAUGCGGGAUUGGUAUGGCUGGGAGCGUUGGAGGUAGCUAUCGGAGCAGUGUUAUUGUCAAUACCCUACAGGACCCCAGCGGCCGCGCAGAAAAAGGGAGCGAAGAGACAGCAGCAGGGGAUGUCAACGGUUGAUACCGUGCUCCUAGCUGCCGGUAUUACGGUUGUGAUCGCCGGCGCGGGAGGAAUCAUUGCCGGUAUCCUCUUCCGCACGCCUACAACGCGAGAGGUCAGGUCUAUCACCAGCUUCCGCGCGCGGCGGAGGGUUCGGGGCCACGAGGAGAGCGGUGCUGCCGUGGUCGGGGUGGAGAGCACGAGUCCAUAUCCGACUGACGGUGGGGACAACGCGGGACAUGAGGAAAUGCCGGAGAUACCGGAGAGAGCGUAUUACAUCAGAAGACAGAGCAGCGGCUCUAGUGCUUAUGGCAUCGGAAGAUUUCCGCAGGGGGAGGAUGAGGAUGAGGCGAGGGAUGCGAGCGUGUUGGCGAAAGGGUAUCGGCAGGAUCUUGGGCUUUGAAGUUUGAAAUGGCCAUGGCAGCGUUCUGUUUAUGAUGCGGGUCAUAUGUAGCAUACCGGACGGAUCAGCCCAAUUCAUAAUUCACAAUUCACUUGAUGAGAUGUAUCUCUCUCUCGAGGCAACAACCACAGUAAAUUUGGUGCCAGAUACUGAGAGUUCACGUGUUCUUAUAGGCUUGACAUGUGCAUCUUCGAGAGAUGACAAACUUUUUGACUUCAUCGACCAUGGAGAGGUACGACAAAGCUUCGAAAGUGCCAGUAUUUCCUUUGUUGUGCCGAUGUUUGUGGCUUGGGGGUAUCGCAGGACAGAGAUGGGGUGAAUAAUCGAGUUGCAUUGAGUUUCUAUAUACGCUGAGAACUGUUAAUGUGGUGAGCGUUGUCGUUGAAAUUGACGUUGUAGUGGUUGUGAUGAAGU